AACACUGUUUAUGUGACAUCAGUUUCAGCUUUGCUGUCCAUUUUUGUUUGCAGAAAAGUUUUUGCAAAAGUUUCUAUUAAUUAGCUAAAAAGCUAGUAUAAUUCAAACCGUAUUUAAAACAACUAGCUCGCAGUGCCCACCAAAAUGGCAGAUCCAAAAUUUCAAAACCUACCCGGCAUUGCUUAUGACCAACCGGAUGUGUAUGAAACUCCAGAUGACCCAGAGAUCGACACGUCUGACUAUUACGAAGAGGAACCAGAGAACGAUGCUAUUGAGCGAAUGCAUAUUUCACCAAGUGUCGCCCACAAACGCUUCAAUAAUGCAACUUUUGAGGGCAGCGUGGAUUUCACGGAUAGAAUUGGACGUCGCUUGUGCCGUGGAUACGAUGUACGCGGCGGCGAAUACGAACUGGUUGGCCAGGGGGAGAAGGAGACUCCUGUGCAGAAAUGCCAACGCCUGCAAAUUGAGAUGAAUGAACUACUUAAUGAAGUUGCCGCAUUGCAAGUGGAUCGGAAGAUCGCCGAUGAAGAGAAACAAUCCUACGAUGCUGUUGCUACCGUUAUCAGCACAGCAAAGCGAGUACUGGAUACAUUAAAGUUGGAACAGGUGCUGGGCAAGGAGCAAAUGCCCAAUGAUAAGCAGGUCAAAGCGCUGGUGGCCCAAGUGGAAGAAUUUAAGCAGUCCGGUGUCCUGACAGCCUUGCCCACACCGGGCACAGAUUUGGCGUCCACUGCUCGUGUUGCCAGCCUCGAGCAACGUUUACAUCAGUUGGAAAAGGCUGUUGGAGCACAGCCCGAAAAGCUAAGUCGAUUGACGGCAGUGACCAACACGACCAAUGUACUCGAAGCUGUGAGGCAUUUAAGCACCAAGGCAGCUUUGCUGCAACCGGAUAAAUUGGAUGUUAUUGAGCAACGUCUUUCCUCUUUGGCCGGAAAAAUGGAUGCGGUGCAGGAGAAGUCCAGCGGCAGCCCUCAGGACGCGAAACGUGACCAAAAGAUUUCCGAGCUCUAUGAUAUUGCGAAACGCACCGAGCCUGUUGUUGAAAUUCUUCCACACGUAAUCGAACGCAUGCAAGCCCUGGAAUCCUUACAUAAAUAUGCAAACAAUUUUGCAAAAAUUAUUGCUGAAAUUGAACAAAAACAAGGCACUAUUACCACCAGCUUGGUAAACAAUAAGGAACUUCUUCAUUCCGUACAGGAGACCUUUGCUCAAAAUCUGGAAACAAUUAACAACAAAGUGGCGAAAGUGGAGCAGCGAGUAACGGCCAUUACAAGCGCCAAAUAAGUUGUCGAGUGUAUUAUAAAUAUCUAGCACACAUACACGCAUACCUAGAAUUAUAACAAUUAUACGUGAAAAUAUUUAUUUUACUCAAUAAAGCAAGAGCAGCAAAAUUUAA
Molecule: messenger RNA, 1396 nt
Organism: Drosophila innubila
Lineage: Eukaryota; Metazoa; Arthropoda; Insecta; Diptera; Drosophilidae
Gene: DCTN2-p50
Product: dynactin subunit 2
Exons: 3
Coding region: 145-1284 (379 amino acids)
Biological process (GO): mitotic spindle organization
Cellular component (GO): dynactin complex; centrosome; cytoplasm
Source: RefSeq, a predicted model, not a curated record